This is a messenger RNA of Kluyveromyces lactis, 1485 nucleotides long. It is a transcript of the gene COX15, whose product is annotated as Cox15p. Gene Ontology annotation, cellular component: mitochondrial inner membrane. The record is from RefSeq and is a predicted model, not a curated record. Lineage: Eukaryota; Fungi; Ascomycota; Saccharomycetes; Saccharomycetales; Saccharomycetaceae. Gene Ontology annotation, molecular function: oxidoreductase activity, acting on NAD(P)H, heme protein as acceptor. Gene Ontology annotation, biological process: heme A biosynthetic process. The transcript has a single exon. Bases 1 to 1485 code for a protein of 494 amino acids.
AUGUUCAGAACUUUGGUUCUUGGAGGCAGAGGCCUCAGCGGUAUUCGCAUAAGUUCCCGUGGUUUAAUGACCCGUUCAAUAUCAAAUUUGGUAAAGACAAAGAAUGUGAUUCCCACUGUUGCUCUUAAGAGAGCUUUGCCAACAGUUUCAAUGGCGUAUUUCCAUACCAGAUCUAUUGUCAGGGAAGCUGUACAGGUAUCGCAAACUACUGGUAAUGGUAUAACAACAGCUACGGCAUCCACGGCUAAACAAGCUAAGUCAAAACCCUUGCUAAAUUCAUCAAAAGUGGUAGGGUACUGGUUAGUUGGUACUUCAAUUCUUGUGUUUGGUAUUGUCGUUCUCGGGGGGUUAACCAGACUUACUGAAUCUGGGUUAUCUAUUACAGAAUGGAGACCUGUCGCUGGUACUUUACCACCCUUGAACCAGCAGGAAUGGGAAAAUGAAUUCACCAAGUAUAAAAGUUCUCCAGAAUUUAAACAGUUGAACUCUCAUAUUACCUUGGAUGAAUUCAAGUUCAUUUUCUUUAUGGAAUGGAUUCAUAGACUAUGGGGCCGUGCUAUCGGUGCUGUAUUCAUUCUGCCUGCUGUCUACUUUGCUGUCGCUAGGAAGACAUCACCUCAUGUUAAUAAAAGAUUGUUUGGUUUAUCAGCACUACUAGGUUUACAAGGUUUUAUCGGUUGGUGGAUGGUCAAGUCUGGUUUGGAUGAAACACAAUUGAAGGAAAGAAAGUCCAAACCGACUGUCUCACAGUACAGAUUGACUACACAUUUGGGUACCGCUUUCAUGUUAUAUAUGGGUAUGCUCUGGACCGGGUUUGAGAUCUUGAGAGAGGCCAAAUGGGUUAAAAACCCAUCCGAAGCUCUUGUUUUAUUCUCAAAACUAGAUAACCCAGCACUAGCUCCAUUGAGAAGAUCUGCACUUGGUCUACUAGCUUUGACCUUUGUUACUGCGAUGUCUGGGGGUUUGGUUGCUGGUCUGGAUGCUGGUCUAAUCUACAAUACUUUCCCUCACAUGGGUGAUGAUUGGGUACCAAGUAAACGUGAAUUAAUCGACGAAAACUUUGCUAGAAAAGAAGACAAGAGUGAUAUGUUUUGGAGAAAUAUGUUGGAAAACCCAACUACGGUUCAACUGAAUCAUAGGAUUUUGGCUACAACCACUUUCUUCGCUGUGUUUGCAUUCCACAUGUACUGUAACAGAAACAAGGCUAUCAUUCCUAAACAAGUUCUACGUACUGCUCAUGGUAUGAUGGGUCUUGCCACUUUACAAGUCACUCUAGGUAUUUUUACCUUGUUAUAUUUGGUUCCAAUCCCUCUAGCUUCUGCUCACCAAGCUGGUGCCUUGGCAUUAUUGACAGGUUCAUUGUUGUUUGCUUCUCAAUUGAGAAAACCAAGAGCCGCAAUUAGAAUCCUCACCGGUGGACUCUAUACACAACAGCAAAAGGCCUCUUCUAAAAUCUUAACUGAGGCUUCCAAACUUGCGAAGUGA